CAAACCAACUGGGUAGACAAAACACAGAAAGAGACAAAGCUGCCUGUAUGUAGAGUUGUAGAGAUUAGAGUAACGUUCAAAGGGAUAGCGUGCCACAUCCUUUCUCUAAAAUGGAUAUCCUUUACCUCUCUGGCUCCUCCAAUGCCAGUAAAGCUUAGCUUAUAAAAAGCUAAUGCCCUUUUCCUUCUGCAACGUCCUCUUCGUUCUCUCUCGCUCUCUUUAACUCCCUCUCUUUCUCUACUUUUCUUUUUAAACAAUUUGUUUUUGUUUUCUUUCCUUCAGUUUUCUCUGAAAAAGACUAGAAAAAACCAUGCUUUAUAGACUCAAUAGCAACAAUAUUUGGCUUGAAGAUCAUAAAGAAGAGCAAGAUUCAACAACAAACCAUCAUCACCACAACAACAUUACCAAUACUGCAGCUGGUUGUGGCGGGGUUAUGUUGGAGGGAAAAGAAGAAAUGGGUUCUCUUUCUACUUUCAAAUCUAUGUUUGAAGUGGAAGAUGAGUGGUACGUGACUAACAACAACAGUACUAUUCAUCAAAACCAUCAAGAUAGUAUCAAAGACCUCACUUUUUCACCAAGUCUUGUCGACCCAGAUAAUCUUUUGCUUCACCAAGUGGAUUCUUCCUCUUCUUGUUCACCUUCUUCUUCAGUUUUCAACAAUUUGGAUCCUUCUCAGGUACAUUACUUUAUGCAUCCAAAGCCCACUUUGUCUUCACUCCUCAAUGUGGUUUCUAACAACCCUUUAGAGCAUGGGUUUGAUUUGAGUGAAAUUGGUUUCCUUGAGAAUCAAGGAACAAAUUCAACUACAACAGCAAAUGUUUCAUCUCUGUUAAACAGGGGAAGUGGUGUUUUGGGGAAUUUGGGGAAUUUCACUGAUUUGAGCUCAAACAGUCAGAUUAGUAUUCCUAAUUUAUGUUCUGAUCCACAAUUUUCAAGUUCCCGCAUGCUUCAGUUGCCUGAAAAUGGUCCUGGGUUUAAUGGUUUUAGAGGGCUUGAUGAGAUUUCGGGGAAUCAGUUGUUUUUUAACAGGUCUAAAUUGUUAAGGCCUCUUGAAACUUACCCUUCAAUGGGCGCACAGCCUACCUUGUUUCAAAAGAGAGCAGCUUUGAGGAAGAACUUGGGUGAAGUUGAGAGAGAUAAAGGGAAGAGAGAAAUGACUCAAAUUAGUGAAGAGAAAGACAAGAAGAGAAAAUUUAGUAGUGGAGAUGAUUUUCUUGAGGAUGUUAGCUUUGAUGGGUCGGGUUUGAAUUAUGAUUCUGAUGAAUUUACUGAGAAUACUAAUUUGGAGGAGACUGGCAAGAAUGGUGGAAACAGUUCAAAGGCGAAUAGUGGUGUUACUGGUGGUGGUGUGGAUCAAAAGGGGAAGAAAAGGGGGCUUCCAGCUAAGAAUUUGAUGGCAGAGAGGAGGCGCCGGAAGAAACUCAAUGAUAGGCUGUACAUGCUGAGGUCUGUUGUUCCAAAGAUCAGCAAAAUGGAUAGGGCAUCAAUCCUUGGGGAUGCAAUUGAUUACUUGAAAGAACUUCUGCAAAGGAUUAAUGACCUCCAUAAUGAAUUGGAGUCAACUCCCCCCAGCUCUUCAUUGACGCCAACCACUAGUUUUCAUCCUUUGACACCGACUCCAUCAGCGCUGCCCAGCCGUAUCAUGGACAAACUUUGCCCCGGCUCAUUGCCAAGCCCAAAUGGCCAACCUGCAAGGGUCGAGGUUAGAGUGAGAGAAGGGCGAGCUGUAAACAUCCACAUGUUUUGUGGCCGCAAACCAGGUCUUUUGCUCUCCACUAUGAGAGCUUUGGAUAACCUUGGGCUAGACAUCCAGCAAGCUGUCAUUAGCUGUUUCAAUGGUUUUGCCAUGGAUAUCUUCCGAGCUGAGCAAUGCAAAGAAGGGCAGGACAUGCAUCCAGAUCAAAUUAAAGCAGUCCUACUGGAUUCAGCUGGCUUCCAUGGCGCGAUGUAGUAAUCAGUUGAACUUGAAGAAACGUUAUGAAGCUCAGUUGCCUGGUGACGGGAAAAGUUGCUCAAUUGUUGUCUUUCUGUCAAUCGAAGUGGUCUUCUAUGUCACCAAUAGUGUUAUUAGUUAGUUGCCUCUAAAGGCUGCUGUAGGGUAGGUAUCAUGCAGAAAAACUCACCAUCAGUUUGAAUUUUUGAAAGAAUCAAGAUUCUAUA
Populus trichocarpa (black cottonwood) is the source of this 2160-nucleotide messenger RNA. Its product is annotated as transcription factor ICE1. Gene Ontology annotation, molecular function: DNA-binding transcription factor activity; protein dimerization activity; sequence-specific DNA binding. Gene Ontology annotation, cellular component: nucleus. The record is from RefSeq and is a predicted model, not a curated record. NCBI's taxonomy places the organism in Eukaryota, Viridiplantae, Streptophyta, Magnoliopsida, Malpighiales, Salicaceae. Gene Ontology annotation, biological process: regulation of DNA-templated transcription. Bases 311 to 1951 code for a protein of 546 amino acids. The transcript is spliced from 4 exons.